AUGUCGGAUCCUCCUUCUCGCAUUCGUUCCAUCCUCAGUCAUCUCCGCCCUCAUCCAGCAGCACCUGUCAACUAUCACACCCUAUCCCCUACAACAUUUCUUGAGCGCGCUGCUGCCAUUGAGCCUGAUGCUGAAGCCAUCUUCCACAUCACUGUGAAUGGAGCUGUACUGCGCCGCUCCUAUGCCGAGUUUGCUGAUCGCGCUCGUGGUCUGGCUUACUAUCUCCUCAAGCACGGCUAUCGGCGCGUAGGCGUCCUCGCUCCCAACACGCCUGCUUUCCUCGAGUCCAUCUACGGCAUCGUCGCAGCAGGCGCUGUUAUUGUUCCAGCAAACUACCGUCUAAAACAAGAAGACAUCGCCUACAUCUUUGACUUUGCUGAAGUGGAUUGCAUUAUUGUUGACAAUGAGUUUGUUGGCUUGCUUGAUGCGUACAAGGAGAAGCACAAGAAUGUGCCCUUAAUUGUUGAUAUGGUUGAUUUUCUCCCCCGCGAACAGGCACAAGCUUGUUUUGAGGCCAUUGCUAACCUUGCUUUUCAGGAUAACGAUGCUACUGUGGGUCAAUUGUCUGGUCCUUUUGAUGAUGCCGUUCUCGAGGGCUUAAAACAUGAUAUCGCUCAAGGCAGCCAAGGUUGGGCGGGCCUUCAUUCUCAAGCCCGGAGUGAGGACGACAUGCUUGCCAUUCCCUUCACUUCAGGGACAACUUCAAAGCCCAAGGGUGUUGUCUACACACAUCGAGGUUCUUACCUUGCUACAAUGGCCAACAUUGUCGAGUCAGGCCUAAAUAUCGGGCGUUGCAAAUACUUAUGGACCCUACCAAUGUUCCAUGCAGUAGGAUGGACCUUCCCCUGGGCCGUCGUUGCGGUGCGUGGCACCAACGUCUGCCUUAGAAAGAUCGAUUAUCCCCUCAUCUGGAAGCUACUGAAGGAAGAAGGAAUCACACAUUUCAAUGCGGCUCCCACAGUCAAUACGUUACUGGUGGCGGCCAAGGAAGCUGAAAAAUUACCACAUGAGGUCAAAGUCACGGUGGCUGCUAGCCCCCCAACAGGAUACCUUUUUGAACAAAUGACAAAACUGAAUCUCAUCCCUGUCCACGUUUACGGAAUGACAGAAACAUAUGGGCCCAUCACUAAAUGCUACACUCUACCUGAGUGGGAUAAUCUACCUCCUACAGAAAAAUACGCAAAAAUGUCCCGGCAAGGGCAUGGCUUCAUAACCAGUCUACCAAUCCGCAUCAUCAAGCCAGACCAGCCGCAAGGGGUUCUUAUCGAUGUUGCAAAGGAUGGCAAGGAGAUUGGCGAGAUUGUCUUUAUGGGAAACAUCUGCGCCAAAGAAUACUACAAGGAUCCUGCAGCUACACGGGAGCUGUUUGCAGGAGGCGUUCUUCACUCGGGCGACCUAGCGGUGUGGCACCCAGAUGGCAGUGCUCAGAUCCAAGACCGUGCGAAGGAUAUUAUCAUCUCUGGUGGCGAGAACAUCUCAUCCGUUGCUCUUGAGAGCAUGUUGGCCCAGCACCCAGAUAUUCUCGAGGUUGGUGCUGUCGCUGUUCCCGAUUCUCACUGGGGCGAGAGACCCAAGGUUUAUGUCACGGUCAAGGAUGGUAAGAGCGUAACUGGAGAUGAGAUUAUUCAGUGGGCCAAACACCAGAGUGACAUUAGCAGGUUUAUGGUUCCCAGAGAGGUAGAGAUCGUGGACGAGCUACCCAAGACAAGCACUGGCAAGAUCAAAAAGAACGUGCUUAGAGAGUGGGCUAAGCAUGGAAGGACAUAG
Molecule: messenger RNA, 1767 nt
Organism: Fusarium pseudograminearum CS3096
Lineage: Eukaryota; Fungi; Ascomycota; Sordariomycetes; Hypocreales; Nectriaceae
Exons: 4
Coding region: 1-1767 (588 amino acids)
Source: RefSeq, a predicted model, not a curated record